UUCUGCGCUUUCCACAGUAUGGCCGGUGAUAUUAGCUAGCAGUCGCUCUACAGUAUUCUCUGUAAAAGGGAAGACGGUAAAACCAAGAAAUUACACCUGGAUUGCUAAAGGACUGUACUUAAUAAAUUAUAACGAUCAAGCAAGGACAAGCUAAUUAAGUUGAAAACGUAACCUACAUUUAAUUUCUGUUAUUGGUGUCUGCUGUGCCACGAUGGAAGAGAACGGUGCACACUUCUUCGAGGGAACCGAGAAGCUGUUGGAGGUGUGGUUCUCCCGGCAAGAUGAGAAUAAAGGAACAGGGGACCUCCGUACCAUCCCAAGGUUUGAGUGGGACAAACUUCUGGAGAAUGUGCACUGUUUGAUCAUAAGUGUGACGAAGACCGACAAGCAGGAAGCUUAUAUACUCAGUGAGAGUAGCAUGUUUGUCUCCAAGAGACGUUUCAUUUUGAAGACAUGUGGAACCACCCUCUUACUGCAAGCACUGAUGCCUCUGCUGGAACUGGCCAGAGAGUACUGUGGCUUUGAUGCCAUCGAGGAUAGGUCAGAGGUUCUAACUCCAUCUCCUCACUACCUACAGAAUUUCUUCUAUUCUCGUAAGAACUUCAUGAAGCCCACCCAUCAGGAGUUCCCUCAUCGGAACUUCCAGGAGGAAGUGGAAUUUCUCAGCCAGAUUUUCCCAAACGGAGCAGCGUACUGCAUGGGACGUUUGAACUCUGAUUGCUGGUACCUGUUUACUCUGGAUUUGCCAGAGUUCUGGGAGAACGAGCAUGCGGAUCAGACGCUGGAAGUUCUGAUGAGUGACCUUGAUCCAGCAAUUAUGGACCAGUUCUUCAUGAAAGACGGUGUUUCUGCAAAUGAUGUCACUCGUAUGAGUGGAAUUCGUGACCUGAUACCAGGUUCUGUGAUUGACGCCACAAUGUUCAACCCUUGUGGCUACUCAAUGAAUGGAAUGAAGACUGAUGGAACUUACUGGACGAUCCACAUCACUCCAGAGCCAGAGUUCUCCUAUGUCAGCUUUGAAACCAACCUCUCUCAGACGUCCUACGAUGAUCUGGUCAGGAAGGUUGUGGACGUGUUUAAGCCAGGAAAAUUUGUGACUACGCUAUUUGUUAACCAGAGCUCCAAAUGUCGCAGUGUCUUUUCUUCCGCCCAGAAACUCGAGGGGUACAAGCGCCUUGACCGCCAGUUGGCCCAAUUCAACGAUUACAAUUUUGUCUUUACUAGUUACGCCAAGAGCCGCCAGCAGAACCAGCAAAGUUGAGGUUUAAGAAUGAAAAAGAAGCGUAAGAAGAAAGGUGGCUGUGUCGCGGGGCUCACCCCCUGUGGCUGUCUUUCUGUCCUAGCGGAGAGGCCCACUCCACUCUGCUGCCAUUGUUCAGGAUUUCUUGGCAUCGAGGCCACAGGCCCUAAUAGUUUAAACUCCAGUUUGAAUUGUAUGCAUUGUUGUACCUAUAACUUAGCUCUCUUGCAUGAAAGUAAUUUUUUCUGUUUAGAUAGUCUAGUGCACUCUUGCUGUGAUCUUGAAGUGCAUGUAGAGGAAUUAAACAUGCUCUGUUUGAGGCUGUCCAGCCUGGCCCAGUGCAGCGGCCCCUUCCUGCAGGUCUCCCCCCUCAUUCCCCACAGACAGGGCUUUCGUGCCCACUAGUCCAGGGCCCUGACAUGCUCAGAUUGGUCUGCCUCUAUGUGCUUACCGAUUUUAUUUAAAAAAUGUUUAAGUUGAAAUGCAAUCUCCCCCCCUUCACUGAUUUGCUGCUAAUUUGAUCUGUUGCAAAGGUGUCCUUUUUUUGAGUGCACUUGAAGUUUUCAACUCGAGCAGGACUCCUCAGUACCCAAACGUAAAACACCAACUUUUUUUUUUUUGGGCAUAUUGAAUUUCAAGAUGCUUCUAAUCACUCAAAGAUCAACAUGUGAGCUUUGGGCCAUAAUGUUAUUUGUCAUGUUGCAUCAACCAAGUUAAUGAAUUCCUUAAAUCAAAAUGCCUUUGUCAGUGUUUCACUACCAGAGGAUUGGAGAGAGGCUGACUGCUGGGCAAUGUGAUCUAGUUCUUUGCUUGUAAACUGCACCGGAGCCAAAAUAAUUAUUGCUAGAAUUGGGUUCUCCCCCCCCCCUUGUUCAGUCAGCCAUGCUUCUCUCCACCUCGACAAUAAAUGUAGCUGUUGAAUGUGUCCACAAAUAGACAGGCUAAACUUUUUCCCAUGCAACAGUAUGUGUUAGUGUACAUUUUAAAACAUCAAGUUGGGUACUUCAUGGUAUGGGAUGUGUAAUACAUGUUUACAUUUACACUAAGGCUCCUACAUUUAUAAACUGGGUGGUUCGUGCACUCAAUGCUGAUUGGCUGAAAGCUGUGGUAUAUCAGACGGUAUACCACACCCCCUUGUGCCUUAUUGCUUAAGUAUACUGCACCAACAGGAAGCGUCUGGUUCUUGGAAUUCUCAGUCAGUUUAAACACUUCAUUUAGCCAUUAAUAAUUGAAUACAUUAUAAACAAAAGUCCAAACUUGACACUAGAUCAGUCAUGUAAGAACAAAGGCUGUGCCAACAAUGUUGAGGGGCAUGUUUAGAAUAGCGGCGCCUGUUGAGGGGCUUUAUCUGGAUGUAAAUGACUCAAGGAGACUCAGUAGUCACCUUGUCGCUGUGGUGUGGGCCAGAACAAUGCCCUCUGCAGUCCAGCAUGGUCAGCCAUUGUUUCCCGGCCCAGCGGGUCUCCCCGUGAGACUCAGCUGGCCCCAGAACCAUGCUUGACAGUGGCACUCCUGGCUGCACCGUGUGGCCCUGAAUGGAAAUAAUGACUCACUCUGCUUAGUGCAGCGGUUGCCCAGCAAAGCAUUUCUUUCUUUUUAUAAACAAUGUACAUUUCCCCCCCCCCCCCCCCCCCCCCUAUACAGGAAUCGGUAAGCGCACAAUGGAGGCCCACCAAUCUGAGCAUGCCAGGGUGAUCCCGGAUCAUUCCACACAACUGUUGCAUAAACCAUUUUAUUAAUUUUAUUGUGCGCAGACAUUUUGCAGUGAAUUGGUCCCAAAUGUGACUCCACUGCAGUUUUUUUGGAGCACAAUCAAUACCCUUUGUUCAUUGAUGGGGGAAAAUCCUGUGGUGCAUGUGACUACUAGUUCUGUAUUGCUUGACAGUGUAGUGUGCUGCGGUCUGUUCCUCCUGUGUAGAGUAAUGUGCAUCACCUUCCAGUUUCAUCAGCUCCUGUAGAUGGGACUGGAGCAUCCUGAUGUUAUAUUGAACGGGUGGGUCGGGGUUAAUGUUUAUCUACUUUGCCACCAUAGUGCUGAAGGCAGGCCUUAAUCUAGAUGGUUACUAUAAAGAUAUUGAUGUUUAAAAUAUAUAUUUUUUAGGAUGUUGGAUUGUCUUCUCAGGCUGGUCAGUAAAAUUCAUGAUGCUUCCCCUGCCAGUGAAUGCAGAUUGAUUUGAAUUUGCUGACAAAAAUGGGGUGUUUAGGGAACAUUUAUUUUGUUUUUGACUGCUGUUUUUAAAAAAAAUGUAUUUUAAGACUGGCGUUUCUGGCCUGCCUUUAGCACUUCUGAGCGUUAUAACCUGUGCUGCGUUGCCCCACUGUUAGGAACUGUAAGAUCACGCUAGUUCAGAAAGCUCUUAAAACACCAGAGAAUGGCUCAUUAUAUACACAAGUCUGGACAUCCCUUCAAAUUUGUGCUUUCGGUCAUUUCAGCCACACCUGUUGCUGACAGGUGUGUGCGAUUUGAUACAUUGUACAGUGUCCAUAGACACACAUUGGCUGUAGAAUGGCCUUGACGAAGAGCGCUGACAUUCAAUGUGUCACUGUCAUAGGAUGC
This is a messenger RNA of Oncorhynchus kisutch (coho salmon), 3797 nucleotides long. It is a transcript of the gene amd1, whose product is annotated as adenosylmethionine decarboxylase 1. Gene Ontology annotation, molecular function: adenosylmethionine decarboxylase activity. Gene Ontology annotation, biological process: spermidine biosynthetic process; spermine biosynthetic process. The record is from RefSeq and is a predicted model, not a curated record. The coding region runs from base 212 to 1261 and encodes 349 amino acids. Gene Ontology annotation, cellular component: cytosol. Lineage: Eukaryota; Metazoa; Chordata; Actinopteri; Salmoniformes; Salmonidae. The transcript has 9 exons.